CAUAAAAAGAGCUCCAGCUGAAAUCUCUGCAGACAGGAGCUCAGAUUUUAACAGACAGCAAACAGCUGGACCUCUAUUUCAACUAAUUUAGAGUUUGAUUUCUGUGUGGAUAUGUGGCUGCGGGGUCAUCAGGUGGUCAUCGUCUGUGUUUUGCUGCAGGUGCCGGGAUGUUUCCCAUCAUGCCUCAUUCUGGGCUCUGUAGCAAACUGUGCCUCAAAGAACCUCCGCUCGGUUCCUCCCCUCCCCCCACACAUCACCCACCUCUACCUGGAGAUGAACCGCAUCGCUGAGAUCAACUCCACCUCCCUGUCCGGCCUGGAGGAGCUGCAGGAGCUGGACCUCGGACAACAGGCCGUACCUCUCGUGAUCAGGAACAACUCCUUCGUCGCACAACGACGUCUGCGGAAGCUGGAGCUCGGUUUCAACCUCGGCCUUCGACUGGAGCCUCUUGCUUUCGCGGGACUGUCCGGUUUGAAGGAUCUCCGUCUGUAUUACUGCUCACUUAAAGGGUCGAUACUUGAGGGGAACUUUUUGGAGCCACUGUCCUCCUUAGAGACUCUUGAUCUCUUUGGAAACCAGAUAAAAAGACUCAAGCCUUCAAUGAUAUUCGCAAACAUGAAGAAUUUGAAAGUUUUGAAUCUCAAGCUGAACCGAAUUGACCAAAUAUGUGAGUCGGAUCUGGUUGCUUUUAGGGGAAAGCACUUAGAAUAUCUGAAUUUGAACUCUGUUUAUCUGACCGCAAUGUCUACUAAAAGUUUCGACUGGAAGAACUGUGGGAAUCCUUUUAGAGAAGUGUCCUUCAAGAUACUUGACUUGUCCAACAAUGUGUUUAGCAUUUCAAAAGCAAAGCAGUUUUUCAGAGCCAUUGAGGGGACUAAGAUCAGUCAUCUCAAACUUUCUGGACCAAUGGGUAGAGGACUGUCCUUCAACAAUUUCAAUGAUCCUGACGGAAACACAUUUGAAGGCCUGAGAAACAGUUCAAUCCGCGUUUUGGAUAUGUCAAAAAACAGGAUCUUUACAUUGCAACAGGGGGUUUUCGGUCCGCUGAAAGAGGUCGCAAUAAUCGAUGUUUCCCAAAACAAGGUGAACCAGAUCCAAAGAAACGCCUUUGAAGGUCUCCAGGAACAUUUAACAAUGCUCAACCUGUCUCACAACCUGCUGGGGGAAAUCUACUCUCACACUUUUUCUUCUCUGACAAACAUGCGAGUGUUGGAUUUAUCUCACAAUCACAUUGGUGCUCUUGGUUAUGACUCAUUUGGAGGACUUCCCGAUUUGAAAAAAUUACUUCUAACAGGAAACUCUUUGCGAAAUCUCGGCUUCCCUGCAUCUCUGCCACGCUUAGAUUUGCUUCUGUUGAACGAUAAUAAGUUGGAGCCCUCAUCUGUGAGCAGUAUCACACGCUUUGCCAGUAAUAUUAUAUAUCUGGACGUUCAGGACAACAGAUUGACAGAUCUGGGGGAUGUUUUCACCUUUCUGACCGAGCUCAGACGCCUCAAGUUACUCUACAGCGGAGGAAACAGAAUCAGAUUCUGCACGCUCGGUAGAGUUUCAGCGAGUCGUUUGAGUAAUGCCACAAACCUGGAUCUUCACGGCAGCUCUCUGCGGUCUAUCUGGUCUCAGGGGAGAUGCUUGAAUCUGUUUGACAAUCUCCAACAUGUGCUUGGUCUUAAUUUGAGCUUCAACGCCCUGCAGUCCCUUCCUCAAGGCGUUUUCAAGGGUCUUACCUCAAUGGUGGAGCUCGAUCUCUCAUCCAAUUCCUUGACUUACCUCCGAUCUGAUGUGUUUCCCGAAAGUCUCAAAAUUCUCCACCUGACCGACAACUUCAUAACCUCCCCAGACCCGGACGCUUUCCGUUUCCUCAGAUGCCUCAACCUUGAAGGAAACCGCUUUCACUGCGAUCAAAACCUGAAGAACUUCCUGACCUGGCUGAGUGCGACAAACAUCACCUUCAUAAGUCCAGUUCAGGAGCUCAGGUGUGAGUUCCCCUCCGGUUUCUAUAAAGUUCCUCUGUUAGAGUAUUCUGUCCAGGUCGUGCAGCAGUAAAAAUCACUGCACGCUGUUGAUACAACAGGUGUGCCACAUAUAGAAGCAAACACCUUGGUUGCUGGUUGGACUCUGACCUGAGAUCAUUUGGUUCAUGUCUCCCCCACACUUCCUGUCUCUCUUCAGAUGUUCAAUCUACAAAGGCAGAGGCCAAAAAAAAAAGUAAAAUAAACAAAAAUUCAGAACAAAAAAAAAAUGUUGAUUGCAAAGUUAAAGAAAGUUGAUUAAUAAAGUUGUUAAUAAACAUAACUUGAUGCAUCGUGUUGAUUUUAACCUCUUUAUAUGUUUCCUUGGUUGCUGGAUCAAUGAUUAAAUUAAUCAUAAUAACCAUCAUCAUCAUUUCUGUAAUACAUCAAUCUACAUCUACAUCAACAGGUUAUGUACAUUUCUUGUAUAAAUCUAUUUUUAAUUGCACAGUUUAAGUUUGUUUCAUCUAGGGGUAUUCUUUAAAUCUUUUUUCAGGUUAAUAUAUAUGUAUGAGAGAGGGGGGAGGGGGGCGUUGGUUUUGCGGUUUAAUUUGUAACUAAUGUUUCAUGUCAUGCACGUCUUGUAACCUGCUACUGGAUGCUUUGAAUUUCCCUCGGGAUCAAUAAAGUAUCUAUCUAUCUAU
Labrus mixtus (cuckoo wrasse) is the source of this 2653-nucleotide messenger RNA. RefSeq names its product toll-like receptor 5. Gene Ontology annotation, molecular function: protein binding. The coding region runs from base 112 to 2043 and encodes 643 amino acids. The record is from RefSeq and is a predicted model, not a curated record. The transcript is spliced from 2 exons. Lineage: Eukaryota; Metazoa; Chordata; Actinopteri; Labriformes; Labridae.